[Torrubiella] hemipterigena is the source of this 1874-nucleotide messenger RNA. NCBI's taxonomy places the organism in Eukaryota, Fungi, Ascomycota, Sordariomycetes, Hypocreales, Clavicipitaceae. The record is from the annotation of a GenBank genome assembly.
CUGCUUAUUUACUCUCCGUCUUCGCUUUUGACAUUUGAUUUUGGCUUCUUCCCAAACCGUUCCAUUUCCCCCCGUUGGCGAAUGUGCGGCAAACACAAGUUGGAGACACAAUUCCUGUCCCCGCCUCUACUGCUUCGCUUUCAUCAUCCCUAAUCCUUGUCUCUAUACAAGGCUUCAUUGUUUUUUUUUUUACUCGUUUCAUCGCUAUGGCUUCCAGUGGGACUGCCUCCGGCCCAGUCUCCGGCGACAGCGCCGGUGUCAUGCCCGUUGCCAAUGAGCCGCCUUCUGACGCAGUAGCACACGAUCAAGUGUCGCUGGUGCUGGACCAUGCUGAGACGGUCAAAUUAAAUGAUCCUGUGCAAGACCAGGCAAUAUUUGUCAAUGAUACGGAAUUGAAUCGUGUUGCAUCGGCGCCGUAUAGUGUCUUCUCAGUCACUACGCGCCGCUGGGUCGUCUUCAUGAUUACCAUUGGCAGCAUCAUCUCACCCAUGACGGCAAACAUCUAUUUUCCCGCCAUUGUUUCCAUCUCCAAGGAUCUCAAUGUCUCUCUUAGUCUCAUCAAUUUGUCCCUUACAACGUAUAUGAUUUUUCAAGGACUCUCACCUCCCAUCUUUGGCGAUUUCGGUGACAUGGCUGGGCGCCGGCCUGCGUACAUCGUCUCGCUUACCAUGUACACCAUUAUCAACAUUGCCCUGGCUUUGCAGCGAAACUAUGCAGCUCUUCUUGUCUUGCGCUGUUUGCAAUCUGCAGGUAGCAGCGGCACCCUUGCUCUGGGAUACGCUGUUGUGGCAGAUUUGGUACCACGGUCUGACCGGGGCCGCUACAUGGGCAUUAUCGGCGCCGGCAUCAACGCCGGUCCAACGCUGGGCCCGUUCCUGGGUGGCUUGCUCUCGCAAUUCCUCGGUUGGCCAGCGCUCUUUUGGUUUCUGGCCAUUUUUGCCUUUGCCUGGCUUGUGCCCUGGAUCCUAUUUGUCCCCGAAACAUGCCGCAACGUUGUCGGAAACGGCUCCGCUGCUCCGCAGAGCUGGAACUACCCCGUGAUUCAGUAUCUCGUCAAACGGCGUCAAAGCACCGAGGCGGAAUCGGGCACGACGCGCAAACUGCGGAUACCAAAUCCUCUCAAGACAUUGGCAUUGUCAUUUGAGAAGGAAAUGGGACAGAUUUUAAUUAUUGCUACCGCUAUCUACUUGGACUUUAUUUUGGUUGCCGCUACCCUCUCACCAUUGUUCAAGAAGAUAUAUGGCUUCAGUGAUCUUCAAAUCGGCCUCUGCUACUUGCCAUAUGGCGUUGGAUGCUGCAUAACCAGCAUCUUGCAAGGGUAUGUGCUCGACUGGAACUAUCGCCGCAUUGCGAAGAAGGUCGGCUUCGGUAUGGUACAAAAGUCAAAGGAAGAAAUGUUAAAAUUCCCCAUUGAAUCGGCGAGGAUGCAACCACUUUACCCUACAUUGGCCGUCGGAUCCGCAGCUGUUAUUGCAUACGGUUGGGCGCUGCACAUGCAGACUACAGUUGCUGUACCUCUGGCUAUGCUGUUCAUUAUUGGCAUGACAGUGCCAAGCUCGUUCAAUGCACUGACUACACUCAUCGUGGACAUCUUCCCAGAGGCACCUGCGACUGCUGCCGCUGCGAACAAUUUGGUUCGAUGCCUCUUUGGUGCCGCUGCCACUUCGAUCAUUGACUUUAUGCUCCAGGGUAUGGGCAUUGGUGGCUGUUUCACCUUUCUAGCAAGCUUAAUGAUUACCAGUAUCCCGUGGCUGUGGGUGAUUCAAAGUCGAGGCCCGCGGUGGAGGGCAGAGAAGGAGAAAGCGAUUGAGCUUAAAGAGCUCAACAAGUCGCAGGCCGCCAACCAAGCAAAGUAGACGCUACAUGAACGUAUG